This is a messenger RNA of Phoenix dactylifera (date palm), 881 nucleotides long. RefSeq names its product mediator of RNA polymerase II transcription subunit 10b-like. The record is from RefSeq and is a predicted model, not a curated record. Gene Ontology annotation, molecular function: transcription coregulator activity. Lineage: Eukaryota; Viridiplantae; Streptophyta; Magnoliopsida; Arecales; Arecaceae. Gene Ontology annotation, cellular component: mediator complex. Gene Ontology annotation, biological process: positive regulation of transcription by RNA polymerase II.
UCGCGCAGACUCGCGAUACGCUAACCGGAAUGGAUCCCUCGCCGAACCCCUCCUCCACCGCUGGCAACGGUGGCCUCUCCGCCGCCGCAGGAGCCGCCGCGACGGCCGCCAACGCCCUAGCCCCCACUGCCAAUGCCCACGUCAGUGGCGGCGACGGGGCCUCCGCCGCCGGCCCGGCGGACGACCGCUCCAAGAAUCUCAAACAGGUCAUCAACUCCAUCGACAAGACCCUCGGCCUCCUCCACCAGCUCUACCUUACCGUCUCCUCCUUCAGCGUCGCCUCCCAACUCCCCCUUCUCCAGCGCCUAAACGCGCUUGUUGCUGAACUCGACACGAUGCAGAAGCUGGCGGAGAACUGUGACAUCCAGGUCCCAGCGGAGGUGGUGAACUUGAUUGAUGAUGGGAAGAACCCGGACGAGUUUACCAGGGAUGUCCUGAAUAGUUGUAUUGCCAAGAACCAGAUCACCAAAGGAAAAACGGAUGCUUUUAAGAGCUUGCGGAAGUACCUUCUGGAGGAGCUCGAACAAGCCUUUCCUGAUGAAGUGGAAAAUUAUAGGGAGAUACGCACAUCUUCUGCUGCCGAAUCAAAACGGCUGGCUCAGUCACAGAGCACUUUACCUAAUGGGGAUGUCAAAGUAAAGGCUGAGCAUUAAGUUCUCUUGAUCUCAAUGACUUUAUUAUCAGCUCGCAAAAAAAAAAAAAAAAAAAUCUGUUCUCUGGUUGUAGUCGUAUCAUAUGGAAUUUUGUUUCAGUGUACUAUUUAAGCUUUAAUUUAUUGGAAAGAUCUCAGGGAUGAAAUAUCUUAUUUCUGGUUCUUCCUGUACGUUAAUCCACGCAUCGUGAUAAGUUAAAUAUUAUAUCAGCCUUUUUGUGCUCGGGAA